CUGGCUGCAUUGCAGGAUUAUUGCCAAAUUCUUCCUGAGGUUUUCACUUGUCAGAACAAGCAGAGGUGCAACGUCAGCAGCAUUUACAGUGAAGAGGAGACAGUCGGAUCCAGUAGUGAGUGAUAAAGUUUGGUGUGAGCGCAGAGAGAGAAAUACAAGUUUUUGGAGAAUUUGAAUUUCAAAGGAAAACAAGAAAUAGUGUAGUGAGAAAAAGAGAGGGAGAAAGAGAGACUGUGACACGCUGAGGGGUGUGUCAUAACAAUUUAGUUCCUCAAGGAAGUAAAACUCACCAUUAUCUUAAGACAGGGUGGCGAGCACUGACAGAAGCGCUGCAAGACGGCUGUUCUCUCAGGUCUUUCUGUUCUUCUCUUGGUGAAGAUGAAAGCAUUUUGGUAAACUGACCAGCCUGCGUUGCCAACGUGUUACAAAGGGCAGAGGGAGAUAAACAUCUGACACACAAGGAGGGAGGAGGAAACAGCAAACACUCAGGCAACCAUGGAUGUCUUCAGCUCCAAGGACAUGGCCUUGAAGGCCCAAAAGAAGAUCCUCAGCAGCAUGGCCAACAGAAGCUCUGUGCAAAUGUUCAUAGACGACACCACCAGUGAGAUUAUGGAUGAACUGUACCGGGUCUCCAAGGAGUACACAGGAAAUAAAGCUGUGGCUCAGAAAGUCAUCAAAAACCUGAUCAAGAUUGCAGUCAAGAUCGGCGUGUUGUACAGAAACAACCGCUUCACUGAAGAGGAACUGAAAAUAGCUCAAGACUUUAAGAAAAAGCUUCAUCAAGGGGCGAUGACGGCCAUUAGCUUCCAUGAGGUGGACUUCACCUUCGAUAAGACGGUGAUGUCGGACCUCCUGACCAGCUGCAGGGAUCUGUUGCUGAAGCUGGUCAACGCCCACCUCACGACUAAAUCUCACGAUCGCAUCAAUCACGUCUUCAACCAUUACUCAGACCCUCAGCUCCUCACCAAACUAUACGACCCCAGCGGCGCCUUCAAACCCAACCUCACCAGAAUCUGUAUAGGACUCAACAAACUGUUAGAGGACGGCACGAUAUGACACACGAGUAAACCAUCCGUUACAGACACUGGGAGAUUACCGGGGAGGUGCGCCUUAAGACUCUGGACUGUAGUCUUACUGCUGCAGAGGAACGGUGAUAAAGGACGAGAGACUUCAGAACAAAUCUGCCGCCCCAAACAGUUCUGAAGCAACAAACUGAAACAAGAACAGGUGGAUUCAUUUCUCAAUCGUUUUGCGACACGUCUGCUGUAUACGCGUGAAGUGUACUUGUACUUCCAGGAAAAAGGGUUCAUAGAAACCUAACUUGACUUUUAAAGUGCUGUCAAAUGUUUUAUGAUUUUUAUUUUUUUUUAUAACCCUUUAAAUAUAUUACUGGAGCUACUGAUGAUGGAGGCAUUAAAUCAGUCAGAUGGCCUUUAUGAACAGAAAAGAGGGAGAAUACCACUGCAAGACAACACUGCCAUCUACUGGCCACCAGGUGAUGCUUCAACAACAGUUCACUAGAGGUGCUGACAAAAAUUUAAUUAUAACAUGGACAAUUAUUUUU
Nematolebias whitei (Rio pearlfish) is the source of this 1564-nucleotide messenger RNA. It is a transcript of the gene tnfaip8l2b, whose product is annotated as tumor necrosis factor, alpha-induced protein 8-like 2b. The transcript has 3 exons. Bases 496 to 1056 code for a protein of 186 amino acids. Gene Ontology annotation, biological process: regulation of apoptotic process. NCBI's taxonomy places the organism in Eukaryota, Metazoa, Chordata, Actinopteri, Cyprinodontiformes, Rivulidae. Gene Ontology annotation, cellular component: cytoplasm. The record is from RefSeq and is a predicted model, not a curated record.